Xylaria bambusicola is the source of this 3699-nucleotide messenger RNA. RefSeq names its product Poly(A) polymerase central domain-containing protein. Lineage: Eukaryota; Fungi; Ascomycota; Sordariomycetes; Xylariales; Xylariaceae. The record is from RefSeq and is a predicted model, not a curated record. Bases 1 to 3699 code for a protein of 1232 amino acids. The transcript is spliced from 10 exons. Gene Ontology annotation, cellular component: nucleus. Gene Ontology annotation, molecular function: poly(A) RNA polymerase activity; GTP binding; RNA binding.
AUGCGGCCGCUACACGGCGACGACGCAUGGGCCGCCAGCCAGCGACACCGGGAUUUCCAUCUAACUGCUCCCUCAGCACCAAACAGUCACAUGUCUCUCUUCAUUACAGACGAGGCCUCGCUUGAUUCCCACCGGGACCGGCCAGCAGCCCCGUCCCACUCCCGCGACUCCAGUAAGGUUACUGAGCCGUCCCGAUCAAGCAAUCGAGACCAUGCGCGAGACGACGAACCCUCGUUCUCUCCGUCCUCGAAAGUUUCUCUCUUUUCUCAGAGCCCUGCCUCGCUCCCAUCACAGAUUCAGUCGUUGCCCGUAUCGCGCCCGAUCACACCUCUCACGCUCGGCCCAUCUUGUAUGGGCUCUGCCGACAGUAGUGCCUCAUCGCGCAGAAACUCAUUCGCUAGCUCGUUCUCAGAUCAUGUCAUCAAUUCCGACCACGAGUCUGCCGGCGAGCAGGCCUCCGCCCCAGCUAUGUUAGACAGCGGCAGCGCUCCGCAGCUCGUCAUGCCCAGUAUCAUGAUGCCGAGCCGUCGUCCUUUCACCGAGACUGGCAAGAACCUCGGCCGGUUGAAGAUUCUUCUUGCCGGUGAAUCUGGCGUUGGUAAGACAUCCCUGUUGAAAGCGAUCGUCCAGACAUGUGAUCAUAUCGUACAUGUCGACCCAAUUCCCCCAACCGUUGAUAAUAAUAAAACCUCGCGACCGGGGAUGGCCACGUCAAAAAGAAAACAGCGUACAUCAACGACCUCUAUCUCUGAAAUCUAUGCCAGCACUAGACCUUACCCCGAAUGGUGGCAAGAGUCAGACGCUCCUAGUGUGUCUCACAAGCGGAAGAGACUAGGAGACAAUGUACUAGAACGUAAUAUUUGCUUUGUCGAUACCCCAGGAUAUGGUCGUGGAUCAUCGGCCAUGGAGACGAUCAUGACAUGCGUUGACUACAUCGAAUCGCACCUGAACAAAGUGUCAUCAGAUGACUUGAGUGAUUCCGACUUAGUUAGUAUGCUGGGAGGAGGUGGAGGAUGUCAAGUAGAUGCUGUGCUCUAUCUCAUCUCACACACACUGAAACCGGCCGACCUGGAAUAUAUUCGCCGCUUGACAACUCUGACAAACGUCAUCCCCGUUCUGACGCGGGCGGAGUCAUUCUCCGAGGAACAAGCUGCAGCGCAAAAGCAGGUGAUAGCUGGGCAGCUCCGAGACGCUGGCAUCAAAUCAUUCGCUUUCACACCUUCAGCGGCCCAGGAGAAACGGACAUCUUCCGCACCGUCGAUUCCCUACACUGCCUCUAGUGCGACGGUGCCUGACCAUGAUCUUAUGGACGCCAGUCUUUUGAUGAGCCCUGAUUACGUCCAGCCACUAAUACCAACAGAUCUCACAUUCCUUGUCAACAAGAUUUUCAGUCUCGAUGGAGCCUCAUGGCUUCGACAUUCAGCAGCCAAGAAGUACCUACAGUGGCGGGAACAAACGCCACACCAGCCCCGUCACCUGUACAGACCUCUCGCGUCCCCUGCUGCCGGGUCGGAUCCUUCAAUGGCUUUGCAGCAACUAUCUCUAUCGCUUGCUAUACGUCCCGGAGCACAGCAGCAAAACGAUAGGACGGCGCAGCUUCAAAUGGCGGACUGGGCUGCCGACCUACAACACACCUUGGCAAGUGAGAGGUUACGUUACGAGACUCUUGCCCGUGGCGAGCGAGCGGUCUGGCUCACCGAGAGGCUACACGAAUGUGUGCAAGACGGCACUUUGGUGACGAGGAAUGGGUCGAGGGAGGUGCGCACUAGGGGACGGAAAGGUGCAGGAGCUGGCCGGCACGCAGCGUCGUCGAAAACUCAGCGACACCAGGACCCGUUGGGCUUGCUUCAAGUGGCAGCCGACCUGAAGGCUAAGAGCUGGAUGGCGGUGGAAGUAUUGGGUAGUUUAGGGAUGUCGCGCGCCUCAAUGGACACCAUGGAAAAGACCUGGGGCAUCACGGGGCCCAUAUCCUCGGCCCUUCCCACCCCUGCCGAGACUCAGGCUACUACCCAACUCCUCGAGGAGCUAAGACGACAGAACACGUUCGAAACUGCCUCCGAAUCCAAGAAAAGAGAGAACGUAGUUAAUGAUCUGCAACGCAUUGCCGACGAAUUUGUUCGCAAGGUUGCUCGAGCCAAAGAGCCACACAACGAAGUCCUCAUCCGAGAUGCGCGAGGUGAGGUCUUCACGUACGGCAGUUUCUGUUUAGGUGUCUACGGCCCGGGCUCCGAUAUCGACACCCUCGUCACGGCUCCUCGCUAUGUCACCCGCGAUGACUACUUCAAGUACUUCCCCGAUCUGCUCCAGGAAAUGGCACCGCCCAACGCCAUCACUGGCCUCACUGCUGUCGAAGAGGCUUUCGUUCCUAUCAUCAAGUUCGAGUACUGGGGCAUCAGCAUCGACCUCAUUUUUUCCAGGAUCGCCACCCUAACCCAGUUUCCACCACAUGGGCAGUUACAACUAACCAGCAAUGAGUACUUGCGUGGCCUAGAUGAUCGAGAGCUGAGAUCUCUCAACGGAACUCGUGUCACCAAGGAAAUUCUCAAUCUCGUCCCAGAACAAAGCACGUUUCGAACAGCUCUACGUGCUAUCAAGCUGUGGGCCCAGCGUCGUGCCAUCUACGCGAAUAUCAUCGGCUUUCCUGGUGGUGUAGUAUGGGCCAUGAUGGUGGCUCGCGUCUGUCAACUCUAUCCUAGAGCUACGAGUGCCACCAUUGUCGCCAAGUUCUUCUCCAUCAUGAAGAACUGGCCGUGGCCCAUGCCUGUACAGCUUAAAAAAUCGGAGGACGGCCCACUAAACGUCCGUGUUUGGAACCCAAAGGUUUAUAAGAGCGACAGUUUUCACUUGAUGCCUGUCAUCACACCUGCCUACCCUCAGAUGUGUGCUACUUUUAAUAUUACGAAGUCCACCAAGGCUAUAAUACAACGGGAACUUGAACGCGGCGUUGAGCUUGCUGACAAGAUAUUAACAUCGCAGCUUUUAUGGAAAGACUUAUUCGUGAAGCACACCUUUUUCACCCAAGAUCACAAAUACUAUCUUGCGGUCAUUGCCACGAGCACUACCAAGGAAGCCCACAAAACCUGGUCCGGUUUCGUUGAAUCUAAAGUCCGCAUUUUAGUCGGCGAGCUAGAACGCCAUCCUUCGGUUGCCAUAGCUCGUCCAUUUAAUAAGGGAUUCGAACGGCAACACCUCACGAAGAGUGAUGAAGAGAGCACACAGGUAAAAAAUGGCAGUCUGCUCUACGUGACCAAGGACGAAGAAGACUCUGCCGAUAGCGCUGUAUCUAAGGGGGAAAAUGGUACCGAUAGUGAUGCUAACACACAUGAUUCAAAAGCUAAAACCGAGGAGGCCGCCGAGCCAGGGAGGACGUAUACCACAACUCACUAUAUUGGCCUGGAGCUUGCCGAAGGUGCCAAAUCUCUAGACUUAUCCUACCAUGUCAACACGUUCAAGCAGAUGUGCAGCGAGUGGGAAAAAUAUUCCGCCGAGCUAAACCACUUGAGCGUACAGCACGUGAAGAAUAUCAACCUACCUGAGGAUGUGUUUGAACCCGGCGAGAUUCGCCCUGCUCGGCCACUUAAGAAACCGGUCGCGAAUGGCACGGCCCCAAUCACUCAGAGGAAGCGCAAUGCGCCCACCGAAGGCCAACCUCCACCGCCGAAACGACAACAAUCUUCUGCUGCUGCUGCUGCCGGCUGA